Molecule: messenger RNA, 11637 nt
Organism: Bacillus rossius redtenbacheri
Lineage: Eukaryota; Metazoa; Arthropoda; Insecta; Phasmatodea; Bacillidae
Product: WD repeat-containing protein 44
Exons: 8
Coding region: 128-3109 (993 amino acids)
Molecular function (GO): protein binding
Source: RefSeq, a predicted model, not a curated record
UCUUCUCAUUGGUCAGUUUUCACCACUGCACAGAAAACAUGGCUGCUUGUUGGGAAAAAGGCUGAGAACAAAUUAGUAUUUUAUAUUUCAUUCUCUUUGUCAGUGAACAUUUUGUUAUUAUUGAGAUAUGUCAGGCAGUAGUGAUUCUGACGAAUUCUACGAUGCAGAAGAUUUAACACCCAAUCGGAUUUCUAGGAAGCGAUCAAAUAAAGGCAGUUGUACAACUGUGAAUGGAACCGAUUCUGAGAGCAGCCUAUCUAUAAAAGAAAAUGACACCGAAAAUUAUGAGACCGUCGGCGGUGUUGUGGAAGAAAGCCAACCCAAGCCAUCAAAUGAAGUCCUUGGAUCAGCUCCUGAAGAAACUUUUAAAAACAUUCAUACUGUUGUGGCCGAGAAGAAUGAAGUGCAUCUUGGACGGAGCAGAUUCCGGGAGCUCCGCCAGCGGAUGCAGACGGAGGACGACGACACGCUCCUGAACAAUGCCUCCCCGCCGGACAGCCAGACCUCUUCGGUGGAAGGGGUGUUCGUGGCGCCCGCCAAAGUCUCGCACCCUUUCCGCAUAAUAGAGCACGACGCGAUGAGCGUGCAGAGCAUCACGUCCCUGGGGCGAGUGGGGCGCAUACUGAGUGGCUCCGUGGAUCCGAGCACGUGCGGCGUGCUGUGGGAGAGCCAGCGGGCGGCGUCGUCGCUGACCGUGGGCUCGGCCGGCCGCGAGGAGGACUCCUCCUCCGAGGCGUCGUCCCUGCGGUCGCAGCGCACGCACCGCUCCGAGAGCGGCUCGUCGUCGGCGCCCACGCGCCAGGCGUCGGCCAGCGCGGGCAGCGUGGAGGCGCUGUGCCCCGCGCCGGGCGCCGCGCUGCAGGAGCCCGACGUGAUCACGAGCACCAAGCCCUCGGCCGUGCCCGACGCUGCGCCCGCCCCGGUGGCCCCGCCCAGGCGGAAGAAGAAGCCCAAGACCCAGGCGCCGCGCACGCAGACGCCACCCGCCGUUGAAGAGACCUACACGCCACAGUCUCCCUUGCCCAGUCCGGCAAGCACCAUCGAGAGUUUGACUCGUGAGUUCGAGAACUCUCUCGACAUCCAGAUGGCGACCAAGGGACAGUAUGUCGUGAAACCCCAGGACGAGGAGAAGGCCAAGGCGGAGGGGCCCUCCGCGGAGGAGCUGGCGCGGCUGGAGCGGCUCAAGGCGGAGCUGAUGAGCGUGCAGUCGAGCCGUGCGUCGAGCAGCGCCAGCGUGGGGCGCGGGGGCUCGGGGGGGCGCCGCCAGGACUCGGGGCCCCGGGGCUCCCGGGAGCGCCGUCGCUCCGCCGGCGACGAGCAGGCCGUCAUGUCCCAGCUCAACAUGUUCGUGCGCACCCGCACCGACUCCGGCAAGCCCCUCACCGACCUGGAGAUCCUGGAGCAGGUGACGGUGCUGAACCUGGACACGGGGGAGCGGGUGCCCCUGAGCGUGGCCGAGGACAAGCUGCCCCAGUGCAUCAACCCCCUGUCGCUGCACAUCAUGCGCCUCACCUCGGAGUACGUCAGCAGCACCAACCUGGACAAGGAGAAGGAGUCGGACGAGGAGAGCGUCUGCAGCAAGAGGUCGGAGCUGCCGGCCAGCGAGGACCCGGACCAGGACCCGGACCAGGAAGUGGGCACGAUGAGAAGAAGAACGGCUCGGCUGAAGAAGUUCCUCGGUUCGAAGGUGAAGAAGACGAUAGGGAAAGCCAAGUCGAUAGCCCACGAGGUGUCCCACGCGAGGCACAAGGAGGACGUGAUGGACAUACUGGACGAGGUGAACCCAGGGGAGCAGCACAUCAAGCUGAAGGCGUCGAGCAGCCACAAAGGCCCGUACGAGUUCGACAGCCUCCAGCACGUGCAGGACCUCAGCGGAGAGCACAACGGGGCCGUGUGGUGCAUGAAGUCCUCGUCGUGCGGCCGGCUGCUCGCCACGGCCGGCCAGGACCGCGUCCUGCGCGUGUGGGUGGUGCGCAGUGCGUACACCUACUUCCAGGAGAUGCGCACCAAGUACAACGCGGAGAAGGUGUCGCCCACCCCCUCGCAGGAGUCCCUCGUGUCCCACCACUCCGCCGAAGACCCCAACGCUUCGUUUGUCGACGCCAAGAGCGAGGACCUGCGGAGGUGCCCGUUCAUGCCGAAGCCGUUCUGCACCUACGCCGGCCACACUUCCGACCUCCUGGACGUGUCCUGGUCCAAGAACUACUUCGUGCUGUCCUCCUCCAUGGACAAGACCGUCCGCCUGUGGCACAUCUCGAGGAAAGAGUGCCUGUGCUGCUUCCAGCACAUCGACUUCGUCACGGCGAUAGCGUUCCACCCCAGGGACGACCGCUACUUCCUGAGCGGCUCGCUGGACGGCAAGCUUCGCCUGUGGAACAUUCCCGACAAGAAGGUCGCCGUGUGGAACGAGGUGGACGGACAGACGAAGCUCAUCACCACCGCCAACUUCUGCCAGAACGGGAAGUUCGCCGUGGUCGGCCUGUACGACGGCCGCUGCAUAUUCUACAACACGGAUCAGCUCAAGUACCACACCCAGAUUCACGUUCGUUCGACUCGCGGCAAGAACUCCACGGGGCGGAAGAUCAGCGGCAUCGAGCCGAUGCCGGGCGAAGACAAGAUACUCGUCACGUCCAACGACAGCCGCAUUCGUCUGUACGACCUGAGGGACCUGAACCUGUCGUGCAAGUACAAAGGUUACGUGAACGUCAGCAGUCAGAUCAAGGCCAGCUUCAGUCACGACGGCAAGUACAUCAUCAGCGGCUCCGAGAACCAGUGCAUCUACAUCUGGAAGACGCACCACGACUACGCCAAGUUCUCCUCGGUGAGGAGGGAUCGCAACGACUUCUGGGAGGGCAUCAAGGCCCACAAUGCGGUCGUGACGUGUGCUGUGUUUGUGCCUAAUCCUGACUCGAUCAUAAAAAUGAUAGAGGAACAGAUUGGUAACAAUUCGAACGAAAGUUUGAAGGUGGAAGACCCUGUGGUAGAGCAACGCACAAAAGGCUGUGGUGGUUAUGUUUUGGUCAGUGCAGACUUCAAUGGGUGCAUCAAAGUUUUCCUCAAUAAAACUAAACCAAAGCACAGUUCUCUGCCUGCCUCUGCUUUGGCAUAAUGAUUUGCACAUAAUGCAAACACAUGCUCUUUUGAUUCGUCUCAUAAAAAUUUGUCUAUUUGUUUGGUGAAGAAUUAAAUGUUACUGUUCUGAUUACUGAUGUACUGCACUGUUUGAGACUGCACAAAUGCUUAAAAACUGUAUUUUUGUAUAGAUUAUUAAUGUAUUGUUCUUUUUUUUUUUUAUAUAUAUAUAUCAUUUAUUGUAAAGAUAAACUUACUUUCUUUGUACAACUAUUUUUUUCUGUACAUAUGUAUGUAUUUUAUUCUAAAUGUCAGACUGCUAAUCCUAGUCAAAUAUAACCUUAUUCACAUUGUACUAGUAAAUAUUUUAAUAAUAAUAAGUCAGUAUAUGUUACUUCAAACUUGUCAUGUAUGUGGCUCUCAUUAAUUCAGGGUCUUAUAGAAAUUUAAUUGAAAUGAUUGUCCAGGGUUUCAAACAUGUGUUACAAUUUUGGAAGUUAUAGAUUGCAUAUUAGGGUUCGACAAGUAUUUGGAAAUUUUAAAUUUAAAUUUGAUAAUUUGACUAUAGAAAAAAUUUUAUUCCGUUAAAAAAAAAAAAAAAAAAAAAAAAAAAAGGAUUCCCUGAAGCCUAUUGAACAUGUUUUGAUUAAUAUUAGACAUACUGUGACUCAGUCAUGCUUGUGCUGUAUGAAGACCCAUAUUGAAGUUUGAAAAUGCUGUAUUUCAGCAAAUGUUACAUCAGUUUUUCUAUGUAUGAUUACUUGAUUAGUAAAUGCAAAUGAAAGUGAUCCUAAGACAAAACUGAACCAUUAUUUUUUGCAUGCUAAAGAGUUAGGGUUAGACUUAAUGUUUUUUUUUUUUUUUUUUUUGUGUUGGAUCUGAAGGUACAAUCGUAUCUGUUUUUGACAUCAUGUAUUUACUUCAGAAAUAGCAACCAACUUGCAGGAUUUGAUGGAGAGUGUGAUCUUACACAGACACACAGUUUUGGUAGUUGACACAUCUUGAUUCAAAUAAUAGUUAAAUUUUAGAGAGAACAGUAUGUUGUAUCACAAUCAUGUGAGAUCAUAUUCAUAAGCCUAUGCUUAAAUUAAAAAACAAUACACAAGUUAUGUACAUGAUCAAACCCAUUCCUAAUAUGACUCGCUUAGAAAGCAGUGUUGGACGAAGAAUCAAACUGAAUUAUUAUUUGCAAGAUGUACCGCAAACGUAGUGUCAGAAUAGUAAAUUACGUACAACGUAGAUGUUCUCUUGGAUUGCAUGAUUGUGACCGAUUGUGAUUAAAUAGUUCCCUAAUUGGGUGGAACAUUCCCAAUGGCGUGGUAAUCAUAGACAACAUUCCGUAGUGAGUUCCUCCUCUGUGGUGUUGAAACUGGAAAACUAUUGUGUCAUUGGCUUCAUAUCUUUUUGGGUUGAUUUUGUGUAUUGUUUAUUAGAAAAACAUUUGUAACUUUGUGUUGCCGUCCUAUCGAAUUUACUCUACUAUAAGACACACCCUUUUUGUGACUUUUUGAACAUGAUUGAUGGCAUGUUAACUUCUGCUGGAAAACUACAUCCAAGUAAAAUGUAAAUAUGUAGAGUGGGUUACAAAAGAAUCUGUGUUGAUGAGCAAACAGUCGCACACACAUAAAUUGCUGAAACCUCACGAGUAUGCCAUUCUGGAAGAAAAUAUAUCUGGGACUUAAUGUAUAGAUAACAUUUUAUUUAGGAGGGGGGAAGAGAGAGGGGGAGAGAAAAACCUGGGAUAUGACAUCUUGGAUUCAGUGUAUUUAGAGCAUAAUAUUUUUCUUAUGUAAAUUAGUUUUUUUAAUUAAAAAUUUGUUGUUUAAGGCAAAAUGCAAAUUAAUAGAUUUUGUGAGCCUGUUAAAGAAUGACUAAUAUUUUUUUAUAGUUACAGUAAUUCUAAAAAAUUAAUUACUUAGAACCCCCAGUGAUAUGAAAGGGGAAUCUAUCUGUUGCACCCUGUCACUGGAAACUGCAGGUACUCUGCACAAUUAUGACUAUGUCUUAACGUGGCCAAAUAUCUUUUGAAUCCUAAAUGGAAUACCUUAAGGUGGUCUCUCACUCCAUUUUUUUCUUCUCUCAUUACUAUUAGGUGAGGGCUAUUUCUAUAAAUUAAUUACUUGAAUUUGUUCUGUCAAAAUUAUUUUCAACAGAUUUACUAACAGUACUAAGUGUGAUAUAAUUUCUGUAUAAAGUCACACAAUUGUUUGUAAUUGCUAUUACUUGCACAAUCUGUUACAGCCAUUAUAUAAACCUUAGUGAAUAUCUGUGUGUAAAUAUUUUUGGCAGAACAACGAAUGCAAGAGAGGUUUGUAGAAUUAGAUGUACAGAAGUAGCUCUUAGCUAAUAGUAAUGAUGAUUGAUGAUUUAUCAGGAAUGUUCCUUAUAGGCUUGGAUUUGAUAAACUAUUGAAGUUGGAACACCAAAGGUGUAAGGAAACUUUACAUUUGUAUUGUGUAAUGAGAUUAGAGACUUGGACCAGAACUUAGUCACAUGUUUCAAAUUUUCCAUUAUGUCAAGGCCUUUAGACUGUUAUUUUUCAGGUUCAUGUGGUUAUUUAAAUUUCAUAUUUGAAUUAGUGUUUUAUUUUUAAUUCCUCUAUAUUAAUGAAAAAUAGAUUUUACUUAAGAAUCAACUUAAUCUGUCUGUAACAUCUUUUAUCCUGCAACGUCAUCCUUAGAAUUUCACUCGCUUAUCAAACACAAAUAGGCCGGCAUAACAUUGAAUAAGCGAAAAUGUUGAAUAAAAGGGAUAAGUUAAGAAGAAGCCUAUACUAUACACUGUUAUGCUUAUGAUUAUUCGUUUUACAACAAAACAACACAGACAAAUUAACAGUUUGGGUGAAUAAUUUGCUGUGGUAGAGUUGGGAGAAACAAAAGAUAGACUAUGCUCAUGCUCGCAACUUGCAGUUUUUGUUGGCGAUUGGUGCAGGUUUUUUUAUAUUUAUAUUUAUGUGUAUAGUGGGACGUCUGAUAAUGAGGAAUGUUGGAUAAGCGAAGGUUGGAUAAACUGGACAUGUACUGUAUGUGUGUGUGUUUUUAUUAUCAUUUUUCCUUGGAACUAGUUUGGCACCAGGCUUUAUAACAAAUUUCAUUUAAGUUUUGCGGGGAUGUUCCACACUCAUUCAUGCACACAAGAACUUCUAUCAUUCUUCCUGUAAGGGAAUGGUGAUUGUGUCACUGUCAUGGUUGGAAUAAUAAUGAAGGAAAAUACGUAAACAUAGAGAAGAAGAAAAUUAAUCUUUUUUUUUUAUGUUUUUAGUUAACGUAACUUUUACGUUUAAAAUUAUUGGUAACCAUGGUGUAUGUGUAAGUCUUACAAAACUUUCCAUUCAGUUUCAUGAUGCAACAGUGCUGUGUUAGAACAUUAAAUAAUGUGAUAGGAACACUGUAAUUUAUAAAAUUUUCAGAAUUAUUUUUUUUUUCAUUUGUAGUCCAUUAUUUAAAUUCUUUUGUAAUUUUGUUUUGCAUCGUAAUGUUUUUUGGGUCAAAUUGAGCCAUGUAUGCAAAUUUUAUUUGGCAGUAAUCUCUUUUCUUGGACAAUGAUAUAAUUGUUUAUUUAUGAGUUUGGUGUGAUGAUGUUGAUGAGAUAAUUCUUAUACUCUAUGUAGGUUUUUUAUUUUAAUGAUUUGGUAUAGAAGUUUUUUAUUCUUUUUUAAAUUUAAAUUAUGUUUAAUACCCUGUAGUUGGUAUACUGGUAUUUGCAAUGGGAUAAGCAGAAAUUAUUGUGAUGUUUUAAUCCUGGAAUGAGUUGUUUUUUUUCAGUUUGAUCUUGGAAAGAGAAUUUUUGCAGGAAAAUAUUACGUCAAGCACUUUAAAAACUUAAGAACUUUCAGAAAGCUUCAGGCAUAACUAUUCAGUACCUACAUUUAUGUAUGGUUAGGCUCACUCAAGCAUGCAAACGUUCAGAUAGGACAAUUCCAACUGUGCUAAUUUUAGCUUGUAAAGAAAAUAUGCAGCUACUUUUUGAGAUACGUAAUCUAUGGUAUUUAUGAUCUUGUACGAGUAAUGUGGAAUAUGGAAACAUGUUUGUUAGUUUUCACAGGAUGCCAUGAAGGACGCCAUUUUACAAAAUGCUGAAAUAAUAAUUUACUUUUUUUGUCUGUAAUUUGCUGAGAAACACUGGACUAGCUUGAUUAAUUUUGGAACCACAAAAUUUUGGAUAUACGUAUUUUUCAAACUCGCAAUGCAUGAAAACAUCUUAACUGUGAACUUUAUAAAAGGAUCAACAUUGUGGUCACAAAUAAUUGAGUGCUAUGACUGUAUGCUUUGUGUUCCACAAGAAAUAUUAGGGUGCAUGGGUGUCUAAAUGAAAGUUUUAGCUUUGGAAAUAUUUCCAAUAUACAUAUUCAAUCAUCGUUGACAGCGGUUUGAAGCCUACAGCGGGGUUACCCAACAGUUUAGUUAAAGGCCUUGGAAUAGAAGCAUGUACAUGUUAUUGUUGCUAAGAAAUUGGUAUUGGAAACUUUAAAAACUUUUCUUUACCUUUUUUUUUUUUUUUGUUGAGUUAGUUCAAACUUUCAAUUGUAAUUUUAUUUUUUUUGAAAAAAUAAAUAUUCCUUUACUUUUAUUGUCAUUUAUUGUUUCACUUAUUCAGUAUAGUAUACUACAAUCAUAAAGUAAUGGGAUGAAAGGAAAAACUUCAGUCCAUACAUUAAUAUAUGUUAAUUUUUUUCCUUUUUUUAGUAUGUUAGUGCUCAUUGUUCUCAAUGUUGUCUUAAUUAUUAUAGGAAAAGUGUUUUUCAUGAGGUUGUGAUGAUCUGUGAUAGCCAGGUAAAUGAUUUGGAGAAGUUUGGCUGGAAUUAUAUCAGAUUUUAAAAUAUUUUUGCAUUUGAUGUUAUGCUUAACACUGUAUACUCUUUGUCCGUAAAUGUAAUUUCCAGAAGAGUUGCUAGUCUAGAAUUGCUAUUAUUUGUUCAGGUUUUUUUUUGUAGGAAAUUGGGUGUGUUCAAGAAAUUUUUGGCUCUUGAAUCGGAGCGUGAAGGUUUUGUCGAUAGAGCAUGUAUUAUUUUUUCAGCGUUGCUUCCGUGCUUGUGUGCAUAGGUGUUGAUCUGGGGGGGGGGGGGGGGGGGGGGAGGUCAAAAGCUCCUUUCUGAGGGGGCCAGCUUUUUGCACUUGCAAAAUUAUAACUGUAAAAUGUGGGAAUGAUAAACAUUACCUUGUGGGCCUCCCCUGGGAAUCGUACAUAUUUUCGCCCAAGCCUAUGUGUGUUGGUAACUAUGUAUACUUUAAUAUAGCAAGGUUUUGGAUAUUUCAUUUUGAAUAGGAAUGGAGAGGAAAUUUAUGAUUUUAAUCAUUUAUUUGUGCUCUCUAUUUUGUUUAACAUAAUGUAUAACUCUAUGUAUAACUUUUUAUAUAAUGCCAUAAAACCUUGCCGAGAUGACAGAUAGUGUAGUUUUUCCAUUUAUUUUUAAUUAGUUAAUAGUUUCAUAAAUCUGUAUGUCAUGUAACAGUAUAAAUUCUUUAGAUAAAUUUAUAUGUAUAGUAUUUUAUUGUGUACUAGUAUUAUUUUUUUGGAUUAUGUGAUGUGCAAUUGUAGACAUAUCCAUUACAUCAAUUACACAAGAUACUUAUACCUGACAGCUCAAAUGUUUUUUUUAUUUAUAUGAGAAAACCUGGCAUUGUGGUCUUGCCAAGUCCGUAGGUGGCAGAACAUUUGUCUGGUAUAAACAUUAUUGCAAUGAAGACUAGUAAUUUCCUUCUCAAUUUUUUUGUUGUAAAUGUGCAAAUAACUGUUAUAAAAAUAAGCACUCUGUAUAUCAAAUGUUUUAUGAGUGUUGAGUGAGUGUCAUAAGAUAAAUAUAUAUUAUUUCAUAUUAUCAAAUAUAUGAAUAUACUAGUAACACCUCUUGCCAAUAGAUUGUUUUGCACUUUUCUCUGAAUUAUUUGUAUAUGGCUGUCUGGUAUUGGUAUUUAGCGUAUUUGAUCACAAACUUUGUUACCAUGUAAAUAAAAAUUGCCUUUAGACAUGAGCAUGUCUGUUUAUGUACAGAAGUAAGGUAAUAAAUAAAGGUGGAAUUGUAUGUCCUUCAGUUAUGCACAAAGUCUUAAGGGGAGAAGAUCUCUGAGAUUAAAUGGCUCCAAGCCUCAUGAUACUGACUUUUAGUGCCCCUAGAUUUGGGUCAUGCCGAGUUCAUUUCUAAAAAAAUAUGUUUAUGUUCCAAAUGCCACUUUAUGUAUGUUUAUAAUGCUAAACAAAGAUUUUGUAGCUAAACUUUUUUUUUGUGACUUUAUGUAAACAAAUUUUGUGUGUUAACCUUUUCUUUGAAGUGUACUGGUAUUUGCCAUAUAGUUUAAAAAUUUUAUUUUCAUGAAGUAAGCAACAACCAGCACAUGUAAAGGUUAUCAAACUGAUUGGAUGUAAUAUGAAAAAUAAAAAUUCCUGAUUUGAAGAGACAUUGGAAAACUUUUACAAUUUCUGAUUGGUUCCAAGGAUAUCAACUGUCUUUGUGUGCAGACUUUAAGCAGGGUAAAGUGCUUCAGGAGGAAAAGGUUAGGGGUUCAACUAAACUUAACUUGCUACCUAAAUAGAUCAAUGUUAUUACAGGGUUUACCAGUGAUUAAAAAUUUUGAUGUAUAUUUAAUCCAAAAAAAAAAUGCAAUAAAAUAUAAUCUUAACUACCUAUGUUUGUGUAAUUAAUAGAAGGAAUAGGGGAAAUAAAUCCAGCAGAAAAUUAUUCACUUAACUAAAUAUUUACCUUGGAAGAAAUAUUUCUCUACAGCCAAGUGAGGGAGGUUAUCACUGUCCCAAUUAUGUUAACUUCAUUUUCAAGACAUUCUCAUCAUAAAAGUUACUUAAGGGGUUGCAGCAUAUUAUACAAUUAAUACCUGUAAUAUGUAACACCAGACUGUAGAUUAUUCUAUUAUUAUAACAUGCCAGUAAUUCUGUGUUAAUAUAUCUAUCCAGUUUUAGGAGAAUUUGGUAGUCAUAAAACCCUAUUCCAAGUAAAUGCUGUCUAUUCGCCAUAAUUCCCUGCCCAAUAUAUGACGGGGCUAAUGAUCCCUUGGAGCGUAAGAGAAUAAAUUAAUAUUGAAAUGAUUUUAAUUCCACUGAAAAUGUGAAUUAAAGUUUUUUCCUCACUGCCUGAUGAUAAGCAAACUGUUACUAGCUAAUCUGUGAAGCUAAAAUGGAUUGAUAGCAAAAAAAAAAAAAAAAAAAUGCAUAGAAAUUAAAGGGGAAAAAAAUUUAAGCAUUGCUGUGAUUAAAAUUUUUAAAAAAACUGUUUAACCCUUGUGAUUGUAUUCACUCACUUUUACAGCACCAACUAUUUUCUGAAGUUAACUGUUUGCUACAGCUUUAAUACGAUCAUUCUAAUUCAGUUACUAAAAUUUAAAGCAAAUACCUUAUCUUGCCAACCAUCUAUUUUCAAGAAAUGUUAAGUAUCUAUCAUCAGAUGUUGCAUCUUAAGUUUAAUUUACUGUGAGAGCAUCUUUAUAAAACAGUUUUAUUAUUUGUAGCUUGAUUAUGGUUUAGGUAUACCAUUUGGUUUUUGGUAGUUACUCAGUUUAAGUAGUUUUGGUUCAUAAAAUAAUAUUGAACAACAAUUUCCUGAUAUAGUGGUUUGUAACUUGUGCUAGCUCAGUAGGAUGUGCAAUCCGUAAAAAUUAAAUACCGACAUCUUACAGUCGUCACUGUUAGGUUACUGUUCUCUCUCAGUGUUUGUGGUCGUAAGUAAACGACUUGACUUAAAUACUGUUAGUUUGUGUAAUGUGAUGCAUCUGUAUCAAAAUUUUCUUUGUGUAUGUUUAUUGUUUUGUUUCAGUAUAAAAAGGCCUAAUAUAAAAAUGAGAUAAAUUUUUAUAGAGGUUAAUUUUACAAUUUUAAAAAGAACGUAUUGAAAAAAAUAAUAAAAUCCUGUGUUUAGAUUGAUGUGAUGCUGUUUAUGAAAUUGAACAAAAUUUCUGCUGUACAUACUUUAAAAAAAUUGAUGUGUAUAUAUAUAUAUAUAUCUGAAACACCAAAGCACAAUAAAUAGUAAACUGUUUAGCUUCAGUCCUAUCAUUUUCAUUGUCUCUCUCUUUGUAGCAGUAUGUAAUGUCUUAGCAAGUAUUAUAUUUUGAGGGGUGUUUUACAAUGAGUACAACUUUCUUCUCAGCUUCUUGUAAAAUUGUAUUGGUGACUUAAUCAUUCAAAAAUUAAAAAAAAAAGUUAUUUUGCAGUUUAAAAAUGACAUAAAGUUUAUCAUUAAUUAUAUGGUCAACUAUUGUAUAUUUUUUAUUAUAAAACUUUUUUUUGUUGGUAUUUUGUAGUUAUGGGUUGAAUCCCAAUUUUCUCGAAUCCAAAUCUCAAAUUUGAAUCCCAGAGAGUACUUAGAACAUAUCCCUUGAUUCCGAAUCUAGGUGUCAAGGGUCAAAUACAAAAUAAUAUACAAUAAAUAAAAAUAUUAACUUUGGUGUUGAAACAUUCUACCCUUUAAAUGGUUGUUUCACAAAUUAUGUUUCCAGAAUCAAUACACGUUGUAAUUUUAUUUAUAUAAUAACAUGUUAAAAGUACAAUAUCUCUGGGAAUUGUAACAGGAUAGGUAUGAAGAAAAAAUUUACCUAGUAAACUUAAGAGGUUAUUGUA